CUGUAGUCUGCUCUGAGUGCUCUGCGCGCAACAGCAACGCCGCGCCGCGGCCCCGACCAGGAAGUGAAUUUGAAGAAAAUAAGCGACUGUGGAGGUAGAAUGACAUAGAGGGGGAGAGGUGGGAAAGAAGCAAGCGGAGAAAGAAGUGACUAAAGGAGGGAGGGAUCGACCCUGUUUCUGGACCUGGAUUAACCUGCUCCCCUCCUGGAUAUACUGCACCGCCAAAAAAUGCUCAUAAAGGAAUUUCGAGUGAUUCUUCCUAUCUCUGUGGAAGAGUACCAGGUCGGCCAGCUGUACUCUGUGGCUGAAGCCAGUAAGAAUGAGACGGGUGGAGGAGAAGGAGUGGAGGUGCUAAAAAAUGAGCCCUACGAGAAAGAAGGAGAGAAGGGACAGUACACACACAAAAUCUACCAUUUGCAGAGUAAAGUGCCAUCAUUUGUCAGAAUGUUGGCUCCAGCUUCAGCUCUCAACAUCCAUGAGAAAGCUUGGAAUGCGUACCCAUACUGUCGCACAGUUAUCACUAACGAGUAUAUGAAAGAUAACUUCCUGAUCAAGAUUGAGACAUGGCACAAACCUGACACGGGACACCUCGAAAAUGUACACGGUCUGGAUGCAGAAACCUGGAAGAAGGUGGAUGUAGUUUAUAUUGAUAUUGCGGACAGAAGCCAAGUGGAGCCAAAGGACUACAAGCCGGAGGAGGACCCUUGCAGGUACAAGUCAGUGAAGACAGGACGAGGCCCUCUAGGACCAGACUGGAAGAAAGAACUUCCUAAGAAGACAGACUGCCCACACAUGUGUGCCUACAAACUGGUCACGGUCAAAUUCAAGUGGUGGGGCCUGCAAAAUAAAGUGGAGAGCUUUAUUCAAAAGCAAGAGAAGCGUUUGUUCACUAAUUUCCACCGUCAGCUGUUCUGCUGGAUCGACAAAUGGAUCGACUUGAACAUGGAAGACAUCCGUCGCAUGGAGGAGGAGACUCGCAAGCAGCUAGAUGAGAUGAGAGUGAAGGACCCAGUGAAAGGGAUGGUGGCUCUAGAGGACUGAUGUUGUGAUGAACCGUGAAUACUGGUGCUCAUCAGACCAGACUAUCCAGACACCAGCGGAUUCACAUUCUUAUUCUAUUCCAACUGACACAACAUCUGACCGGCCGGUCCAAUUUACCCCCCACCCCCGAUACAAUCUGGCUUUCAGGGACCUGGACCCAGUAAUCUCCCAGUUUUCAGAUGAUCUCCUACACCACAUCCCACCUCCCUUGAGUCCCAUCCAUCUCUUAUUUGUUUUUCCAUCCAGUGUCUUAUUACCUGCUCUGAGGCCUCCAGGCCUCCACACUAGAUCUUGUCAGUCAGUCCUCUCUUUCGCUCUCUCAGACUCUAAACUACAGAGAAUAGUAUUAUCUCUGCAAUUUAGGAUUGAUUUCUAUUUAAGAUAUCCCUAUGGUGUAUAUAUACAGUAUACCGUAUAUCGGGGAGCGGAAUAAUUGUAUUGAAAUAUAUAUAUAUACAGUAUAUAUAUAUAUAUAUAUAAAUAUAAAUAUAUAUGAACAGGGUUUUUAAAAGGAUUUUGUCUGUAAGUAUGUCUGUGGAUGUUUAUUUUUUCAAGUCCAACCUGUAGCCUAUCUGCUCAGUUUUGAUCUUGUCUUUUUUGAUUUGUCAUAAUACCUCUUUUCUGCCAUUUAUGUCAUGCUUUAUGCAGUGUUUCUUUUUGCUGUUCAAACCAAUCUGCGAGUCUACAAACCGCAGCUGCAAGGUUGGGAUUGUGCUGAGAGUGUUAUGUUGUCUCUGCUAUACUCCUGACCAACUAGAUAGGAUUUCUUUCAAGUAUUUCUCUCAAUGUCGUGAGGCAUUCAUUGGCUUUUCUGCUGCUUUGUAUGUUUGUGUGUAUAUCUGUGUGGGUGCGUGCGUACGUGUGUGCGUGUGUGCAUGUGUGCGUGCAUGCGUGCGUGCAUGCGUGCGUGCAUGCGUGUGUGCAUGCUUGCGUGUGUGUGGGCGUGCAUGUUUGUGUGUUUCUGUAGCAUUGUAAGGUCAUCAAGGUUUCCAACCAUGUUUUUCAUUUUCCUCUUUCAAGACUUAAACUUUUCAAGUUUAAUCUGGCUGUUUCAACAGUGAUUUAAAUAUACAGUAAUGCACACACAGAGAUAGUAUACAUGGAUGUAUCACUUUGUAAAGGGAAAUGCACAAUAGAUCAGCCAUAAAUGAGUCUUUAUUUUUUACAGACUUUACAGAUGACUCUGUGAUUUUAACAUUAGAGGCCAUCAUGAACACACAGCUCCUCCUGCUCCUUGUAGAUAAAUAAAUGGUUCUUUGAAAGUAAAAUGUAAUGUGAUCUGCAUCAGUUCUUGCCCUGUCACCCAUUCUGUCACCUCCAGUGGAUAAAUGGUCUUAUCCAGCGAUAGCAAUAACUAUCAUGACACGUUGGUCUCUCCUUUUUAUCAUCACAAAUCUAAUCUCACUCUAGUGUUUGGUCCUAUCCUAAGAACAGUUUUAGUAAAGCAGAGCCCAAGCUGAAAGCCAGGGAUUGUUAAGAUGUUGAUUAUUUUUUAAUAAAUGCGGGUUUUAUUGUGUUUGUCUUUGGAUGAGGCAGAUUUGUCUCCUGCUGGAGACUGAAGCCUGGUAUUUGUGAUAGUUUUUAGGUUUUUUGGUAUAUGCAUGAGUGUACAUGAGUGAUGUAAAGUGGGGGUCUUUGAAGUGAUCUGAUGCUGGCUGGGUAAGGAAGAACGGAAGCAAUGGUGCUAGAGUAGUGAUAACAGCAGGCAUUAACCUUCCUCUUGUUAACGUCUGUUUGGCCUUCUUUGUACUCAGUUACUUUUUUACUUUCCUCUUUUCCAUCUUCUGUUUACUUUCCCCUACACAUCUUAUAACAGCGUGAAAACUUUAAAGAUAAAGAAACAGAUCAUGUCUAAACCAUUUUAGUGAUUUAGGUCUGCCAUCAGAACA
This is a messenger RNA of Etheostoma spectabile (orangethroat darter), 2930 nucleotides long. It is a transcript of the gene pitpnab, whose product is annotated as phosphatidylinositol transfer protein, alpha b. Gene Ontology annotation, biological process: phospholipid transport. NCBI's taxonomy places the organism in Eukaryota, Metazoa, Chordata, Actinopteri, Perciformes, Percidae. Gene Ontology annotation, molecular function: phosphatidylinositol transfer activity; phosphatidylinositol binding; phosphatidylcholine intramembrane carrier activity. The record is from RefSeq and is a predicted model, not a curated record. The transcript has 12 exons. The coding region runs from base 229 to 1041 and encodes 270 amino acids. Gene Ontology annotation, cellular component: cytoplasm.